This is a messenger RNA of Fonsecaea multimorphosa CBS 102226, 279 nucleotides long. RefSeq lists its product as uncharacterized. Gene Ontology annotation, biological process: post-translational protein targeting to membrane, translocation; protein targeting. The coding region runs from base 1 to 279 and encodes 92 amino acids. The record is from RefSeq and is a predicted model, not a curated record. Gene Ontology annotation, molecular function: transmembrane protein transporter activity. Lineage: Eukaryota; Fungi; Ascomycota; Eurotiomycetes; Chaetothyriales; Herpotrichiellaceae. The transcript has 2 exons. Gene Ontology annotation, cellular component: membrane; Ssh1 translocon complex.
AUGUCUGAAAUUCUGCAAGAGAUUGCCGAUGUGCCCAAGGAGUUCUUCAAGGAUGGAACGCAGUUUAUCAACAGAUGUACAAAGCCCGAUCGCAGGGAAUUCAUCAAGAUCUCCCAGGCCGUGGGCAUGGGAUUCCUGAUCAUGGGCGCGAUCGGAUACUUCAUCAAGCUGAGUGCGUCUCUCCCGCCCCCCUUUCCCAUUUCCCCUUCUCCAUUCCAACCCUCGAGACGCGAAUCCAAGAAAAGAAAAGGAGACAAAUGCAAGUCCAAAAUGCGCUAA